Pundamilia nyererei is the source of this 2322-nucleotide messenger RNA. It is a transcript of the gene btbd10b, whose product is annotated as BTB (POZ) domain containing 10b. The transcript is spliced from 9 exons. Gene Ontology annotation, cellular component: cytoplasm. Gene Ontology annotation, biological process: positive regulation of phosphorylation. NCBI's taxonomy places the organism in Eukaryota, Metazoa, Chordata, Actinopteri, Cichliformes, Cichlidae. The record is from RefSeq and is a predicted model, not a curated record. Gene Ontology annotation, molecular function: protein binding. Bases 120 to 1598 code for a protein of 492 amino acids.
UUUUGAAAGGAGAUGACUGGUUAGCUGGCGAGCAAGUGGGAUUAUACUGCAGCGGAAACCGUAGCCAGCUAGAUUAUGAACGGUGAAAGAUCCAGAUCGGGCUACCCCCUGUCCGGGUGAUGGCAGCUCGUCUGCCGUCAUAUGACAGCAACUCCAGUGAUACAGAAAACUGGGAACGAAAAACAGCGAGCCGACCGCGCAAACUCUGCAGGCAUUCAAGCAGCAGCCAAGCCCGUACGUCUCAAGUGAAGGAAGAACAUAGGAAGAUGAGCUUACAUGGUGCCAGCGGGGGCUGUGACCGCUCACGUGACCGCCGCCGCUCCAGCGAUCGCUCCAGGGACUCCUCGCAUGAGAGAGAAGGCCAGCUUACCCCUUGCAUUCGCAACGUCACAUCACCCACCCGCCAGCACAACAGUGAUCGUGAUCGAGAUGGCGGCUCGUCAUCGAGGCCCAGUAGUCCGCGGCCUCAGAGAGUCUCACCCAGCGGUUCCAGCAGUAGUGGGGUGGUGAGCAGUCGCAACAGUAGCUUGUCCAGCACCGAGGGCACUUUCAAAAGCUUGGCAGCUGGAGAAAUGGUUUUUGUCUAUGAGAAUCCUAAGGAAGGGGGAGCCGGUGGCACAGUUGGAAACCGAAACAUUCGGACCUCAGAGAGAGUCACUCUGAUUGUUGACAACACACGCUUUGUAGUGGAUCCUUCUAUCUUCACUGCACAGCCCAAUACCAUGUUGGGCAGAAUGUUUGGAUCUGGAAGAGAACAUAAUUUCACACGACCCAACGAGAAAGGGGAGUACGAAGUGGCUGAGGGGAUUAGCUCAACAGUUUUCAGAGCAAUUCUGGAUUACUACAAAUCUGGGAUAAUCCGUUGUCCUGAUGGAAUCUCUAUCCCCGAGUUGCGUGAGGCGUGUGACUAUCUAUGCAUCUCCUUCGACUACAGCACCAUCAAAUGCAGAGACCUCAGUGCCCUGAUGCAUGAGCUGUCCAAUGAUGGAGCUCGGCGUCAAUUUGAGUUUUACCUCGAGGAAAUGGUUCUGCCUCUGAUGGUGGCCAGCGCCCAGAGCGGAGAGAGGGAAUGUCACAUUGUAGUCCUUACCGAUGAUGAUGUGGUUGACUGGGAUGAAGAAUAUCCACCACAAAUGGGGGAAGAGUAUUCACAGAUUAUUUACAGCACAAAACUGUACAGAUUCUUCAAGUAUAUCGAAAACCGAGACGUUGCCAAAUCAGUUUUAAAAGAGCGGGGACUGAAGAAAAUAAGGCUGGGCAUUGAAGGUUACCCUACGUAUAAAGAGAAAGUCAAGAAAAGACCAGGAGGUCGUCCAGAGGUCAUUUACAACUACGUCCAGAGGCCCUUCAUCCGCAUGUCCUGGGAAAAGGAGGAGGGUAAAAGCCGCCAUGUUGAUUUCCAGUGCGUAAAGUCCAAGUCGAUCACCAACCUAGCAGCAGCAGCAGCUGACAUCCCCCAAGAUCAGCUGGUGGUGAUGCACCCUGGCCCCCAAGUGGAUGAACUGGAUAUCCUGCCUAAUCACCCACCUAGUGGGAACCACUACAGCAACAACUACAGCAAUGAGCCUGAUCCUGAUGCACCUUCACCUGCUGUCUGAGGACACGUUGGUCUUCUUUCAAUGCCUCUGCCCCUCUCCUACUCUUCUAGUCCUACUCCCAGCAUGCUGCAGCAUGGAGCGCUAGGGGCACCAUAACCAUAUUGCCUUGACACCUCCUUUGCAGCCUUAGAGCCUCAAGAACCUGGAUGACUGUAGGAAAAAAAAACACGAGGAACAUAAGACUGGUGAAAAUAACAUUUCACUAUUGUUUUCAUUUUGGGGUUUUUGUUUUUUACUUGACCAAAGGAAGGAAUCUAUUUUUGUUUGGGGGAAAAAAUCUGUAAAAAAAAAUAUUAUUAGCAAUUAUUAUUUACAAUAUUAUUGUAUCUUAAUUUGAUGGUUUUGACUGAGCACUCUUGUGGUGUCACUGUUUUUUCACAGGUUUUAUUUCACUGAUAUCUUAGAUUUUGAUUCUCUCGGGUGGCCUAACUGCUAAAUGGCUUUGAUGGGGAAGGAUACACAACUAGCUAAGGAGAGAUUACAUCUUUCUGGUCAUGGAGAAAAUCUGUUCUCACCACUUAGUCUCAUGAUCUCCAUUUGAACUCCUCUCAGAUGUCUUUGAUUCUUGUCAUGGGAUAUGUAGUCAUUGGCUGGAUCUGAUAUGUGAUGUUUUGCUCCUCCUGCAGCCAAGAUAUUAAGCAGAACACAGGCUGUUGUGGUCAGAAUCUUUUAUGUGCAAAGCUUGAAAUUGUUGUUUAAAAAUAAAACAAAAUCAUGAAAUAAA